This is a messenger RNA of Oenanthe melanoleuca, 1184 nucleotides long. It is a transcript of the gene HSPB1, whose product is annotated as heat shock protein family B (small) member 1. Gene Ontology annotation, biological process: protein refolding; response to heat. The record is from RefSeq and is a predicted model, not a curated record. Lineage: Eukaryota; Metazoa; Chordata; Aves; Passeriformes; Muscicapidae. The transcript has 3 exons. Bases 420 to 1004 code for a protein of 194 amino acids. Gene Ontology annotation, molecular function: protein folding chaperone.
GCAGGGCCACUCCGGCCCUCCUGCACUGACUCAUCUCGCCAUUCCCGAGCUGCUGGCCCAGCCCCAGCCCCUUCUCACGCUGCACGGGGCCGCAUCCCGGGGAUUGUUUUCCGGGCAGGCAGGCGGGAGGGCCGGGAGCGGCUCCAAGGGCCAUCCAUCACUCCCAAGCAGGCCAAGCCUCUCCCGAUGAGAGGAGGAUGGACAUUUCCCUGGCAGGGGGGGCCCCGAGGCUGCCAGCCCCCUCCGCACACCCACCCACUGCGGCUGCGUGUGGCCGCCCCAACCCCGGGACAGUUUCUCGUCCCUUCCCCGGGGCUGCCGCAAUUUCCAUUAAUAGCCAGCUGAACAGCCUGGCUAAAAAUAACCCCGGGCCCUCUUCAUAAGGCGCGGCCGCCGCCCCCCCGGCAGCCCCGCACGCCAUGGCCGAGCGCCGCGUCCCCUUCACCUUCCUGCGCAGCCCCAGCUGGGACCCCUUCCGCGACUGGUACCAUGGCAGCCGCCUCUUCGACCAGUCCUUCGGGAUGCCGCACAUCCCCGAGGAUUGGUACAAGUGGCCCAGCGGCAGCGCCUGGCCGGGAUAUUUCCGCCUGCUGCCCCGGGAGAGCGCGCUGGUGCCCGCGCCCGGCUCGCCCUUCGGGCAGGCGCUGAGCCGCCAGCUCAGCAGCGGCAUCUCCGAGAUCCGCCAGACCGCCGACAGCUGGAAGGUCACCCUGGAUGUCAACCACUUCGCACCGGAGGAGCUGGUGGUCAAGACCAAGGAUAACAUCGUGGAGAUCACCGGCAAACACGAGGAGAAGCAGGAUGAGCACGGCUUCAUCUCCAGGUGCUUCACCCGAAAAUACACCCUUCCCCCUGGUGUCGAAGCCACGGCCGUGCGGUCCUCGCUGUCUCCCGAUGGAAUGCUGACGGUGGAGGCCCCCCUGCCCAAACCUGCCAUCCAGUCUGCCGAAAUCACCAUCCCUGUCACCGUGGAGAGCCAAGCCAAGGAGCCGGCCAAGAAAUAGGCGGCACCGAGGAGGAGGAGGAGGAGGAGGAGGAGAAGCCGCGCUGCCCCCCGCCCCCAGCUGUCCCUUCACACCCACCCCCUUUUUACUGUUGAUUUUGUACUCGCCCUGCCACUGAGUGCCUUGAAUAAAUGUGAAGGAAACGACAGAAUCAGCCGGAAUAAAAGCUGGUGAAAGAAA